Plutella xylostella (diamondback moth) is the source of this 1510-nucleotide messenger RNA. It is a transcript of the gene uri, whose product is annotated as unconventional prefoldin RPB5 interactor. Gene Ontology annotation, molecular function: transcription corepressor activity; phosphatase inhibitor activity; chromatin binding. Lineage: Eukaryota; Metazoa; Arthropoda; Insecta; Lepidoptera; Plutellidae. The record is from RefSeq and is a predicted model, not a curated record. Gene Ontology annotation, biological process: negative regulation of transcription by RNA polymerase II; negative regulation of phosphatase activity.
AAGAAGUUUUGUUUUGAUAUAAAUAUUUUACUUGGAAAUUUUUGUAGACAGUUUACUCUAAAAUAUAUGAAAAAAAGAUGAAUGUACUGGAUAAUAUUUAUUAUACGGGUCUCGCCGACAAUGAGAAGAAUUUGCGUUAUUGGCAACAGUAUUUACAUAACCUGAGAAGUUUAGAUUUCAAUGUCUAUGCGGAUAAACUAAAAGUUCCUGUACUGGUACCCAUAGGUAGUAGAAUAUUGUUUAGAGGAGUAAUAAAACAUACGAACGAAGUUACAGCUGCGCUUGGUGCCGAUUACUUCACAAAAUGCUCUGUCAAGCAGGCUGAGGUAUUGAGGGACCACCGCAUGAAAGAUGCUCAAGCCAAAGUAAAUGCUUUGAUAAAAGAAAAAGAAUAUCUUGAGAGUCAACUUUCAUUCAACAAACAAAAUGUUGUUGAUGUUAGUGGUCAUGAAAUUGUUGAAGAAUACAAUGAAGCAGAGGAUAAACUCUGGAGAGAAAAACAUAGACAAAAUAUGAAAAACUACAUACAGAAUAAAGCAAAAACCAAUGAUGUAAAUGAAACCAAUGUAACUGAUGAAGAACUCUGGGAAAGACUAGAAGAGCUAGAACUCCAAGAAGAACUUGAGAAUGAAAUGCAAAAUAUGAAUGUAGUUGAAAAGACAGAAGUCUGUGACAAUUCAUCAGCAAGGAUAGAACCAGACAAUAAUGCAUUAGUUGAAAUUAAUAAAGGGUCUCACCAUAAUCAUGAUCAUAUGGUUACUACUGAAGAUUCAAGUCAUAUACAAGACAUAGAAAAGUCAAAGUAUAAUCUAAUACAAAAAGUUUUAGAAAAACAGCAAGAGUUAGAAGAAAAACUUUUUGAACUAAAGCAUAAAGAGAGAGGUCAAAGUAGGACAGAAAAUGAUUUACUAGCCAAACUGGAUGAAAUGGAAGAGCUAGAUGAACUUGAAGAUGAAAUGGAUAGAUUAGAUAAUCUUCUUGAAAAUGGGAAUAUUGAAGACGAUGAUGAAGAAGAAGGGAUACAUGGAAAAGAAGAUGUAAAGCGACCAGAAAAGAUUAAAAGAAGCACAUCAUUUGCUGAUGAAGAUGAUAGUGAAUGCUUAGAAUUAACAUUUAAACAUAGUGAUACAAGUCCAAACACUGAUCCCUAUGAUCCCAAGAAAGGUAUUAUGAAACCCAGUGAUUUAUAUGAAGCUUACAAAAACAAUUUCACUACUAAAACAUCAAUAUUAAAGAAAAGCAAAUAUAACAGUGAUAUCACAAUCCCUGAUGGUAAAAAAUCUGUUGCUUUUGCGGAUGCAACAGCAUCUAAAGAGAUAAGAGAAAUUCAGGAAGAGAAAAAAACAAUACUGAUAAAAGAUAUUCAGGAAAAGAAGAAUGAUGAUAUAAGUACGUUGGAGAAUAGUGGGAGGCCUAUUAGUCUUUUUAAGAUGAGAAGACAACAAAAUAAAAAAUAAAAUAAAGGAAAACUAAGCUUUUUUUCAUGAAAAUUAAAGGUAUUUUUAUAUUA